This is a messenger RNA of Drosophila novamexicana, 8486 nucleotides long. RefSeq lists its product as uncharacterized. The transcript has 15 exons. NCBI's taxonomy places the organism in Eukaryota, Metazoa, Arthropoda, Insecta, Diptera, Drosophilidae. The coding region runs from base 503 to 7495 and encodes 2330 amino acids. The record is from RefSeq and is a predicted model, not a curated record.
AUUAUGUAGACACAAAAUGAAAACAGAUUCAGUUUAAAACAAAGUCAAUAAUAUGCAUAUGUGUUCAAAUAUACGUGUUUAUAGUUUAGUUAAAUACAUAAGUGCAAGUAUGAACCUUUCUGACGGAGUGAUGAAAAGUGUAAAAGAUGGUGUCGGGUGGUGGAUAGAGAAAGGGGGAAUGAUAAUGCUAUGUAUGUAUUUAUAUACAUAUGUUUUAAUGAACACGCAACAUAAAUAUAUAUCAUACGUUUUUUGUUCAUAUGCGUAAAAUUGUCAAAAAUUCAUUGCCGAUUAGUGCAUUUUACUCUACAACAAACCGUUUGGCUGGUAUUUAAAUCGUUAUUAGGUGGAGUGGUAUUUUAUAUUUCAUCUUUACUAUGAAAGCUUUAAUGGCACCCACAGCAUUAAUAGCUAAAAUAGAAACAACAGACGAUUAUUGAUACUAUAGAAAGGCGCAAGCACACACAAAAAUAAGAGAAAAAACUAAUAAUACGUUAUUGACAUGGAUACCACUAAUUCAAAUCCAACUGGAACGCCGGUGUUAAAAUCGCUUGCUGCCUCAAGCGUUCUACAGGAGUCACGCGCUCUUUUAACGCAACUUGACAGUGUAGAAGCAGCUAAAGCGGUUCUUCCUGCGAACGCGGCUAUCGUGAGUGCCAACAAAAAUCAACUACAAGAUGAGACGAACACACUUGGUACGAUUGCAGUGGUAAGUGAUCAACCAGUCACUUCAACACUUACGUCGAUAACAAUGCCAAACACAACGGCUGUGGGACUGAACCUGCCGCCACCUACACCGAAUUUAAGUGUUGCAGGAUCUGCAACUGAUGUUGAUUUAUUGAGUUGUUUGCUCCCAGCGCCGUCUUCAUUUGUAACUGCUGGUCUAAUACCAACGUCAACACCACCACCUCACACCUCUUUAGACCAAACAGCACCAGCAGCACUAACGCCUGCACCAUGUGCAAGUGAUUUUGACUCUGACACGGAAUUGUCAAUCGUAGCAGCAACAGCUGCAACAGAAGUUGCGUCCACAGUAGACAACUCGACCACUUCACCAAUCUCAACCUUAUCGUCCGCACCAGCUCAAACUGCAUUAUUAGCAACCACAAACGGCCACAUCAACAGCAACAACACCUCCAGCAGUUGUCCUCAACUGAGUCUUAACACAAAACAGCAGCGCCAACAAAAACGACGGCGUGAGCGAGCCCAGCGCCUGCAGGCAGAGCGCGAUAGUCGAUGCAAUUUAAGUGCAUUAAGUGGCACUCUAAUUGCAGGAUCUGUUGGUGUGGGCGUUAGCCUUGGUAUUGGCGCUGUUACUGGUAGUAGCAGUGGCGGUAUCAUUGGUUCGGUUACUGCACCUAACAUAAUAAUGGGUAACUCUAGCGCAGUGGCUCCUGGGAAUAGCUUACUAUACAACCUCAAUAGUGCUGGUAGUAUGGGUGAAGAUAGCAAUAAUUCCAAUGGAAAUUUUACUAGCAGUAGUAACGGUAGUAACAAUUUACUACCACCUACGGACAGCAUUGCAUCACUGCUAUUAAAUCCGCCACAUUCGCCCGAAUGUAAUUCUGGUCUUAUGGCCACCCCUAGUGACAGCGAAGGUGAAUCACUGGAUGAAGAUCUUCUUUCAACAUCAUCAUCGUCAACAUUGCUGCUUCCGCGCGAUAAGCCCCCACCAAGGCCGCCACCUCCAGUUCGCCGAAAAUUGCCAAGAUCACCUGUCCUAGAAGAGGAGAUUAUUGAUGGAUUUGCCAUAUUAGAGUUUAAAACUUACGAAGAUCUUGAGUUUGCUAUUAAAUUGGGUCAAAAACGCAAGGAAAAGCGGCUUUCGGCAUUGGAAGAACUGACGUGCACCUAUAGCAUAGAGGAGAUGAAAAUGCCGAAGAUCAUCGAUACUGGCCAACCGCACACACUGCGAACUACCAAUCUAUCCAGUUUGUCUAUUGUAAGCAACAAUAAUUUAAAAGAAGUUAAUCACCACCAACAUCGCGGUGUCGGUGCUGGGAUGGGGGGCACAAUUGUGGCUACGUCUAACAGCAUUAGUACUAACAUUAACAAUAAUACAGCAAAUAACAACAAUAGCAAUACGGUAUAUACUGUGCCAUUGGCAAGUAUGUGUAACGCACCGGACACGGAAGCAGAUAAUUGGGUAGAAGAUCCAUAUCGACAACAGCAGGAUCAGCUAAGCGGGAGUGCCAGUACUAUUAGCAUUGACAUUAACAGCAAUGCAAAUCAAAAUCAAAUUAGUAAUAAUCAACAUUUGAACCAUUUAACCCAAUCUAAGCAAACCGCAUCCUCUGUCAUCAACAUAAACAAUACGACUAUCCCAGGAGCCGUAAAUACUGUCACUGAUAGCUGCCUUCUGGAUAAUGGUAAUGCAAAGCUAUCCAUUGGUUCGGUCGUGCCACACAUAAAUCUUAGUGAUAAUGGAAAUGAAAGUAGUGGUAGCGAGAGUAAAUCUCAAAAUACCAAGAAUGCUAACCAACCAAAUAAUGUGGCAGCAGAAUAUAUUAGCAUUAAGAGCACAAAAUCAAAUGAUGCUACCACAUUAAACAGUCGUCUAAAGGUUAUUUCGUCCUCAUGUCCAAAAAUCAAAAAGCUGAAUGGUUUAGAAUGCAGUAAAGCAGAUGUAAUUGCUACAGAAGCUGUCGCAACGGGACUGACGUUGGAAAUUCAAGACUUUACGAACAGUUCAGCGAAGGUUGUAGGGGCCAGUCUUUUGCUUCAAAAGGAUAACGAUCUAAAUGAAAGUUUUACUGAUAAUUCAAAUCACUGCACUAGCAACUUCAACGAAACUAAUAUCUGUGAUAAGACUAACGGCGGGAAUAAGAAUCCAGAAAACUUGGUAGCUUUUGUUUUUCCUUCAACGCCAAACCAUAUGUCAAACGAUGCGCUUCAACAAUCAUCAACGCGCAAUUCAACGGAAUAUCCACAACCACAGACUACUCGUACGGAAUGUGUAGCUGCAAAUGUGUGUGGUAACGAUAUACCGGUAUUAUCGCAAGAUAUAAGUACACUGUCAAACACUUUACCUGGUGUUGGAGCAAAUGGGUCUCUUACAGUUGCCGGCGAGAGUAUUACCGAAUCUGCUGGCUUACAACAAACCGUCAGUGUGGUACCACCAACACUUCUGACGACGAAGUCUGCAACAGGUCAUGGGAAUAAUCAAAAACUAAGUACGGGAACAGAUAAUUUACAGCAUACCAUACACCAUCCUGCGGCAACAUCUGCACAAGUGACUAGCCUUACUAUUUCCGCUGGUUGCGAGUCAUAUCUUACAUCAGAAGCCGGACGAUGCGGACUUGAACUGACGUCAUCGGUAAAUGCUCAAGGAAUUACUCUAAGCAACAAAAUGGUAACGCCACUUGGGAUGGAGACUCCAGUGCAAAAGCCUACGAUUCCUUUGGGUACUCCCCUAACUUCCGUCACAAUAGCACCAUUACAUGGUUCAUUCGGCGAGCGAACUUCCAAUUUAUUGCUUGCAGCCAAUAUUAAAUCUAAUGAUAAUGCAAUGCUGAGCAUGGAUGGGCUAGGAACAGCUGCAUCCCUAGAUUCACAGAAGACCACUAAUAGCUCAGUACCCACGUCUACAUCCUCAAUUGCUAAUGGAUUCCUUUCUGGUCAUACAUCUGUUACUUGUGCAACAUCAAAUGUUGGAAGUGUUCUUUCACAUAUCGCUCCACACUCGGGAAACAAGGUGCUUUCUGUUCCUAUGACUUUGCCACCUAUUACGGCAGUUAGUUCUGGCGCAGCUGCGGCCUCCGGCAUUGCAAAAACAUCAGUUAGUACAGGAAGUAGUCCAGUUGGGGCAGCAGGAUCUUCAUUGGUAUUUCAUGGUGCACCCCCACUGAUGCCUCAUUCGGGUGCAGGCCUACCUAUGCUAAUUCAAGCUACACCAUACCGUACUUCCUUUCCCCACUAUUCAGCUUUAUAUACACCAUAUAAUAACAUAGCACAUGGACAAUACCUGUCGCAAGUGAUACCCAUAGGGUCUUCUAAUACCUCGUCGUCGCCUCAGCGUUCGGAUGCUCGCAACAGUCGAGAGUCGGCGACAACAUCAUCUUUAAAAGCACCAGUAACAAGUGCAUCUACACAUCAUCAGUACAGUGUCAGCGGCAUCGGAGGAAUGCGACCUAUUACGCCACUUGGUUAUGUGAUUUCCAAUAAUAAUACAACCCAGGUAUUAGGGACAAUGGCUACAACAACGGUAACGACAGUACCUUUGUUAAAUUCGACGCACUCACGACACUUAACAGCUAACGCCGCAGGUGCGUUUGGGGUGACAACCACCGGAUCAGCUAUUGCAACAUCACAAUUGUCUACAUCCUCCGGAAUUUCAGUUGCGGCUACUUCACAAUUACAACAAUCUGCACCAAUGCAAAUGCUUCCACAAACUGGGUAUCCAACCCACCUUCCUCAAGUACUAAGCUCAUAUCCACAGUUCGCACCUUCAACGUCGACACAACAGCAGCCACUUUUACGUUGCACUACCACUUCUGCCAAUGGCAUCAGUAAUACUUCAGUUCUUACUGUACAAAGUUUAAUGACGGCGAUGCCGUCGACGUCAUUAACCGCAUCUAUAGCAUCGUCAUCUGUGAUUCAAAAAAUAGUUUCGCCCAAAAGCGGGAGCCCUAGCAGAGAUCGGGACACAAGCUACAGCAUUACAGCCGUGCGUCCAAGUAAUAGCGUGUCGGUGUCAGGCGGACCACCAGGCAUUACAUUUGGCCCAGCAUUUUGCAGCUUAGUGUCGUCGACACCCUACAAUGCCGUUUCUGCUUCGUCAUCGACUACGUUGUCAUCAGCAACACAUUCAGUUCUAGCAGUUGGCGGACAUAGUAUAUCUGCAUAUACUACAAAGACAGGACUCUGGUUAAACCCUUCAGUUAUGCAGACGUCGGCAAUGACAUGUACACCAUCAAUUCCCAUUGUGUCUAGUGGAAACGCUCGACCAUUACCCUCACCUCUGAACUCUGUUGCCACAGGGACACCUGCACGAGUAGCUGGAAAUGCAAUUUCACCUCAAGCGGUACAUUCCACUGUUGGCAGUGGGCAUGUUCCAAUCCCUAAUUUUCAGGCCACAUAUUUUGCUACGCCCCAUGCACCAUCACAUUCAUCUUCAGCUGCUACCAUUUCCAUUGCAGCAAGUAGCAACAGUUCAGUUUCUCAUUUACCUUUAGUACCCCACACAACGGCUGUUAUUGCGACGAUGACCACAGCGACAACGACGACAUCAUCAAUCAGUACAAUGGGUAAUACACAAUCAAAUGUAGCAACGGUAACCACAGCAGUUACACCUACACCACACCCAUUUUCCGCAGAAUCUCUUUUCCAGCCAAGCAAAAAUGAUCAAGCGGACUUAUUGCGUCGCGAGCUUGACAGUCGCUUUUUGGAUCGCUCUGGCUUAACCCAACCUCCUACAGCGUCCUCGUCGACAUAUUUGCGGCAAGAAUUGCACCAUCAUCAACAUCAGCACACGCACCUGCAUCAACAUUCUCAGCUUAUGCCGGCGCCACCUAUGUCAGCCACUAGCACUGUACUGCCGCCCACGACACCCACUUCAGCACAGAUUUUUCCACCACCACUAUUUAAAGACAUUCCCAAAGUAGCUGCUGUCGACCCGCAGUUUUAUCGUGCUGGUAUCGGACUACCUCCUGGAUAUUCGGGAUAUAAUCCAACAGGUCUUUUGCAUAGUGGUUUGGGAGGACCAACUCCAUUUAUGCCACCCAAUCAUUUGACUACAUUUGCCCCAAAGAAAACUGGACGUUGGAAUGCUAUGCAUGUCCGAAUUGCGUGGGAAAUUUACUAUCACCAAAACAAACAAAAUUCUGAAAAAACUGUGUCCAUUGUGGGUUCUAGCCUUAACAACAACGGUAGCAGUGUAAACUCUGGGACUUCUGGUGCAACUAGUAGCGCGCUUAGUAUGAACACAGCUACUGUGGGUAUACCUGCAAGCAACAUAGCUGUUUCCGCGACCAGUGUCGUUGUGGCCAGUGGACCCGCAACAUCACUUAGUAUGAAACCCUCGACUGCGUUGACCCUAAGUUCAACGUCACCGCACCUUCUACAUCGAUCAAGUGAACUGACAUCAGCUGCGUAUGCCAGAUCGCCAUUUGAAGCUUCACCACUUGCUGCAAGUUUUCUAGGUGCACCACCUAGUCAUAUCGGUACAGCGGUUUCCCCGUUUGGCCGGUACGUGGGAUCAUUCGGAUUUGCCGGUCUAACACAUUUUGGACGGGAUAUUUCGUUGGGUGGACAUUUGGAUACGUGGAGAACUAGUUCAGUUCCUCGCUCUAUGCCGUACCAUCCUGCAGCUACCGCUGGACCAAGCUGCUGGCCAAUUAAAUCCGAUCCCGCCCUGGAAAAUGCACGACGGGAAGCAGAAGAUCGAGAACGAGAGCGAGAGAUACGAGAACGUGAGCAGAGAGAGCGCGACCGGCAGAGACGAGAACGUGAAGAACGCGAACGCAAAGAAAAAGAAGAAAAAUUAAAACGGGAGCAGCAGGAACGUGAGAGAGAACGAGAACGCGAACGUGAGCGCAAAGAGCGUGAACGACGUGAAAUAGAACGCCGCGAAAUCGAACGUGAACGUUUGCUACAGCAACAGCGGAUCAGCGAGAACAAUAAGCAGGCGGCAACCGCGGCCUCUUCAUCCACACCUCGGGAUCGCUCACCUCAUCGUAGCAUUUGUGAACUUAAUGCUGAAAUACGCAUCAAAGAAGAACAUCCUCGCACAAAAGACGAGCAAGAUGUAAUGCUUAUGCGUGCUUCAGCGGCAGCUGGUGUAGGGGAUCCACGCUAUCAUCCCCCUUCGCUCGUAACUGCUCAGGCAAAUGCAGCAGUUGCAGCUGCACAUCAUCAUGCAAAUUUCUUAGUUGCGGGGCGACAUGGGUUACCGCCACCAUCACACCUUACCCGAAAUUUGAUGCCACCUUCGUUGGGUGUUAGUGGACCACUAGCACAUUUUGGUCCGCCUGGCCCGCCAACAUGGGGUAUUGAUCCAUAUCGUGAUCCAUACGCUCCUAUUUUACGAUACAACCCUAUAAUGGAGGCUGCUUUUCGUCACGAAGCAGAGGAACGUCAAAAAGCCUUAAGCAUGUAUGCAGCGCAAUCGGCAGCUCAUCUAAGAGGUAAGGAACCAAGUCCCAUACCGCCACCGUCAGUGGGUCCUUUAGGUCCGGCCACACAUCUUCGAAUGCAGCCACCUUCAGGUGUAAAUAUAAUUGCUUCAUCAAGUGCACCACCGCCUUCACAAAAUUCACAAACACAAUUGGCUACAAUUGGAAUUGGGAAGGGACCACCACAACCUUCAAUGAAUAUGGCAGUACAACACAUCAUAACUGGCGACUCCAUGAUUCAUCCAUCCGUAGCAACUAAAAAGGAAGGUGAACAGAGUAUGGGUUUAGUGGUUAAUGCGCCUGGUACAAGUGUUAACCAUAGCAGUGUACCUGGAAGCAUAAUAGGCAUAACACCGGCGUCACCAAUAACGCCAAGUCGAUGAUAACCUUCUAGGAAAACUAUACAAAACUUUUUUAAAUAAUAGAAAUUUUAAAAAUUUCAAUCACUUCCAUCCCAAUGUCAAUAAAAAUUUGUACUCAUUUGCCCUACCUCUAAAUUACACCCUUAGCCUGAGGAAAAAUCAAGAUAGUAAGCGCGACGCUUUUGUAAUAUAAAAAAAAUGAAAAUAUUUAUUAACUUAAUUUUAUUGUGGCGAGAUACAACUGUUUAAAUAAAAAGGUAGGCUAAAUAUUUAAUCUAAUCAACAUCAAGAAAGGUGGAAAAAAUAUUUCCACUUCACUGUAUUUUGUUUUAUGUGGGCUGUAAGUUUUCACAGCAAGUUGCUUCCCAACUACAUCUAUACGUAGCGGCACACACUAUAUACGUACUCGUAUAUGCAAAUAUUAUACCUUAAGUUUAUUUAAUUCACCGAUUACCUAUUAGUUUAAAUUAGAUAUUUAGGUUUGGUAUGCUUUAAUGCAUUUGUAUUAUUUGUAAAAUGUGAAAUUGAUGUCGACAAGUAUUUAAAUGAGGAGAAAAAUAUACUCAGAUGUACAUACAUAUACAUGCAGACAUACGUAUAAUAACCACAUACAUAGUAAUACAAAAUACGCGAAUAACUCAUUAAUUCAAUUUCUGUAUACUAUAAUAUUGCAACCUGUGGAAUCAUACCAUACCAUUCCAAUCGUGCAUUAUGUUUUUCCAGUUGUAAUUUCAUGUAUGCCGGUAAUGUAUAUAAUUUUGAAAAAAAUGAUAAUAGAAACAUUGCUAUUAACUGAGAAAAAGUGAUUUUAUUUUCCAAAUUAUGCUGUGUAAGUUGCCCAUCUAUCUAUCUAUCUAUUUUAUACUUUGAAAGGUCAAAGUUAUAGUGAUGAAAUAUACAAAAAUAUGACAUUUUUAAUAUAUCUGCGCUACAUAUAUCUGAAUUUUUUACAGAAGCUUACUUUUUAUACGCUCUAGAAUUUUGAUCAGCAUCAUGUCCGUCCGUCCCUCCG